AUGUCUGUCCCCGCCAAGAAAGAGUUCCUGUGCAUCCUGCCGGAUAAACCCGGCGCGAUGGCGAAGCGCCUCGAGAUUCGACCUGCUCAUCUGGAGGGUAUCAAGCCUUUGGUUGCAUCUGGCACGGGCGAAACCCCUUCCUUCAAGGGAAGCAUGAUGCUCGCCAUGGCUGAGACCGAGGCUGAGGUGCGCCAGCUGCUUGCUAACGAUAUCUACGGCACCUCUGGUGUGUGGGAUUUGGAGAAUGCACAAAUUAUUCCCCCAGACUCAGUGCUAAAAUAUGUAAAAGUCCUGAAUCUUAUUGUUGCCCAACCAUGCAGCUACGGGAUACCUACACUAAGUUAUGUAUACGGCAGCACCAGUGGUGCAAAACAGCCAAACAUCCUUCUUAUCGCAACAUCAACUGCGAUUGUCCAACUACUCUCUCUGACCAACCCACAUCCAUCCAUCAUGGCUCCUGAACCCACUCCGUCCAAAGGCGGGGGGAUGAUGUCCUUGUACGCCAACCUGCUCGAUCCCUCCGCCGAGUCCCCGGGCACCAUUUCCCGCGCUCCCGUCGUCUUCAAGCAAGGCCCCGAGGCCGACGCGCAAUCCGACGAGUCUGCUGCGAAGAAGCAGCAGCUGAAUGCUGCUUCCCUCCGCUUCCAACCCACCAAAAGACCCCAGCUCUCAGCCCAGAAACCGAAACCCAAACCUUCAAUACCAAAGACCGCGCCCUCCUCCGCUACCCAGAACCCUGCACCUGCACCCGCAGCGCCUCCGAAAAGCACGCUUGCCGACUGGGCCGGUACGGAAGAUGAUGACUACAACGGGCACUACAUGGGCGAGAAGCGGCAGCGCGGAGGCAGGAAGAAACGCAAGAAGAAUCGCGAAGCGCAUGCUGCCGCGCAGAACUGGGAUGAUAUCUAUGAUCCGUCGCGACCGAACAACUACGAAGAAUACCGACAUAGUGAUGAGAAGAUUCUCGAAGUCCGCGAGUGGAAGGAUCGGCUGUAUGCCCAUCGGAUGAGACGCUUUCCGAGCAUGGACUCGGAUAGUGAGGACUAUGACCGCUUCGCACCGCCGCCGAAUCUUAAUGAUGCGCCCCCUCCACCACCGGCCUCGGUCCCUAACGAUGCAUUCGGCGAGGAUGCAUUCGCUCGCCGUAUGCGCAUGAGCCAACGCUCCGGUGAUGAUGGACCUAUGGAUUAUCAGGAAUCUCCGCCACCUCCUCCACCGCCUACAGAACCCCCUGCCGCGAUCUCCGACGAUCCUACCGGGGAAGAUGCAUACAUGCGACGACUACAACGAAGCGGAAUUCAACCGCCAGCAGAGAAUCCACCACCACCACCACCUUCACGCCCUCUCGACACCGUCCAACCCAGCGUCGUAACCAUUUCCCGCGCACCAGUCCGCUACACCCUUCCACCGCCCCCCGAAGAUAUCCCUGCCUCAGAAGCUGAGCUGGAAGCCGUAUUCGCGCAAGAACAACCUGCAGAAGAACCCGACGCAGAUGAGGACGCACCACGCUCACUCCGACCCGGCCAAAAGGGCUUCGCCGAGCGGCUCCUUGCCAAAUACGGCUGGACCAAGGGCUCUGGACUCGGCGCCACGGGAUCUGGUAUUGCCAAGCCGCUGCAGGUGAAGGUCGAGAAGCAGAAGAAACGACCCGACUCGGAGGGCGGAGGAUUCGCGACGCCCGCUGGGAGGGGAAAGAUCAUUGGGAGUAAGAGGAAGGGCGGGGAGGAUGAGGGCAAGUUUGGGGCUAUGACCGAGGUGAUUGUUUUGAGGGGCAUGCUGGAUGGUAUGGAUCUGGAGGCCGAGUUGGCUGGGGAGGGUGGUGGGCUGAUGCAGGAGAUUGGGGAGGAGUGUUCUGAGAAGUACGGAAGCGUGGAACGAGUCUUCAUCGCCCGAGAUGCGGGUGAACCGGUCCCGGUCUUCGUCAAGUUUACCAGUCCAUUAUCUGCUCUACGGGCCGUCAAUGCACUAGAAGGACGCAUUUUCAACGGGAAUAAAAUCGGAGCGCGGUUCUUCGACCCCGAGAAGUUCGCGAAAGGAGUCUAUGUCGACUGA
Molecule: messenger RNA, 2052 nt
Organism: Penicillium lagena
Lineage: Eukaryota; Fungi; Ascomycota; Eurotiomycetes; Eurotiales; Aspergillaceae
Exons: 8
Coding region: 1-2052 (683 amino acids)
Biological process (GO): mRNA cis splicing, via spliceosome
Cellular component (GO): precatalytic spliceosome
Molecular function (GO): RNA binding
Source: RefSeq, a predicted model, not a curated record